GGAAAAUCACCUUACUGAUCGAGGUGCCAAAAAUAAUGAACGAGAAAAGGAAGUGUUUAUACCACAAAAUCAAAUAGUUGGUAACUCAUUUAGUUAUGAAAUCAUUUCAGAACCGGAACAAAUGAGAAAUCGAACCUCAGAGAAUUCUAUGAGAAACCAGACCCUAAAUGAAAGUGUGGACGAAACAGAACUCUCGUUUUUAACAAACUCUCUUAAUUUGCUGAGAAAGGAAAAUAUUGAAAUGGGCUGUACGUCAUGUAAGCACAAACAGCACCAAAGUGUAAAUGAUUCGUGUGCUUUAUCUGCAAGCCAAGUUCAUAAAACUUCGAAUGAAUUAACUUUACCGGAUGUGUCUGCUCCAUAUAACAAUGGUUUUAAGUCAGAAAUAUCUCAAACUGGUUUAAAAGCUUCUUUUAGAAAUCCUACAUUGUUUGAAAAAACUUUUGGCGAAGAAAUUAGCAAGCAGUCCGAAUCAAAAAUUGUUACAGAUUUUGCGACUUUUCCUCGAACUCGGAAAACUGCAGCCGUCAAUGGUGAUAUAAUACAUAAAUCUGUUAUACACAAUGAACAGAACGAGUUGUCACAAAUUCUUUUUCCUGAUGAAACGCUUGAACAACAAAUAAAUUCAGCAACUUUUCCAAGGUCUUCAAAAUCAAAGAAUUUGAGCCGCCAGGAAAUUAUUAAAUUUAUGACGAUGAUAGCUUCUAGCACGUAUAAACCUCCACCAGAGAGACAACAUUUGGAACUCAAGCCGGAUCAUAGCGUAGAAAAUCAUUCAAUACAACAACAAUCCAGUGAAAUUGAAACAAUGUCGAAAGAUUCUGCAACUCAAACAGAUUCAUGGCCGUCAAAAUGCUCUGUCCUGAAUAGUCUGUCCUGGCCUAAAUUGUUGGACUGUGUUAGUGAGGAUACAGAAGGAAACUUAAGUGGUGAAGAAAUGGACCUUUUGCUUCUUCGAUCCUCUUUUAAAGACACGGUUUUGUCAAGCACUCCUUCAUUAGCUUCCAUUAGUCGUGAUGACAACCUUAAAGAUGAACAAAUCAACUUUUAUAUUCAAAUGAAAAGCUGCCAUAGUAGUAAAAAUAGCAGUUUAGGGUUAUCAGAAUGUUCUGCUGUGUUUUCCCUUGACGACAAUUGUUGUGAUUCGCAACAACAGCAUCCUUCUUUUGAAAAUGACAAUCGAGAAUUGUUGGCAUUAGAAUCUCAAUCAACUGAAACAACUCAAGAAAAUUGUCAAAAACAGUUACAAAUCGAUUCAGGUAAAAAAUUGUUACAAUGGAAAUGGAAUAUCACAAAGAGGCCUAAAUCUCAGUCAUGGCCUUGUCUCUCUCUUAAUAGAUCAGAGAGUGCUAAUACGAAAAGGUGCUACAGCGAAAAUUCGGUUGUUAUUAAGAACUUCUACAGUAUUCAGGUUGAAGGCAAAGUCGAUGUGAUGUCUAUCUUCGGUAAACAGCCGUUACAAAAAAUGAAUUUUAAAUCAUUGUCAGACUCUAUGUUGGAGAAGAAGGACACUAUAAAGAACCAUGAAACAUUGGUCUGCUGCCCACAACUCGCCAGAAACACCCUUGCCGAAGAAGCUUUCGACGUCAUUUAUCCUUCAUCCCAGACUAAAAAGGAACGUCCAGAAAUCGAAGCCCAAGAAGCAUGUCGUUGGUUGAGAGCAGCUGGAUUUCCGCAGUACGCUCAGUUAUAUGAAGAAAAUCAAUUUCCUCUUGACAUUAGAAGUGUCUGGAAGGACCACCAGUUUUUAGAUUCCGAUUCAUUCCGAGCACUUUUCAGACGGCUCAAUACGCUUAACAAGUGUGCAAAAAUGAAAGUAGAUUACCUACCCAGAAAAUCUGAUAAGAAGGAGGAAAGUGAUGAUGAAGAACAAUGUGCUCUUAGUGAAAACUGGAAGUUUCAGCGAACAAGCCAGCGCUGGUCAAGGGUUCCUUCACCAAUUAGAGGGAAAGCUGCAUCUUCCAAGAAGUCCUUAAAUGCUUGUAAUAAAAAAGAAACUUGCACAAUAGAAGAAGCUUUUAAUAGCAGUAGCUAUGAUAGUGUAUUUGUUGAAGACCAACAUAGUAGCUCUGAUAGCAUUCGUCAAGAACCCAUUAAUCAAGCCUAUACUCCAACUACUAUUCUUAUGGACGAAGACGGACAAGCUUCCAGAUCAGAGUCAAAAGGGUUCUCUACAUAUAGCCCAGAAAUUACCCUCGAAAGCCCACGGAAAACCUCUGGAAAUAUCGGAAUUAGUCUUAGAAGGAGUGGAAGCGAAAAACUGAAGAACAGCGCUAAAACGCUCUUGAGAAGAGUCGAAAGUUUCACGGAUAGACGGAAGAAAAAGUAUAGCAAUGAAAGUUUGGUAAUUAGUGCACCCUGGGGUUUCAUUAAUAUGCGCAGGAACUGGUUUCCUAGAGGUAGUGUUCCAGACGAAAGUCCAGCAAGUAGUAGCACAUCCUCACCUCGUCUGUUGCAUCGGCAAUCUAAGGACAGUAUCACGUCAGAUCGCAUAUCUAACUCAGAAGAUUGUUCAGAUGGGGGCCGUUACAAAACGCAAGUUAUCUCUCAAAACUCGAGGUGGCAUCAGUUACUUGGAAUUGAUACCAAUGUAUUCGACAGCACAGAGUCUUCUGGUGAACGAAUAAACGAUAUGAGGAGAAUCGCGACUAGUAGUGUAUCCAGAAGUAUUGGGCGGUUUUCAAAUCCUGCAUUUGAUCUUGUAGGUAAGAACUUAAGGAGAGGCACUCAAGAUCAUAAAGAUGAUGAAAAAAAAUCAAACAGCUCAUCAAGAUGCCAUCUCAAGGGAAAUCAAAAUGUUAAGAGUGAAAACUGUUUUAUAUCUUUGCCUUUUGAAGAUGAAAAUGGUGAAGAACGCACUAGUGUUUAUGAUAACUUGCCUGAACACCCUCACGUUUUAAGCACUUACAGUACCGACAGAAAUGAUUGUUGCCAUACCGGGGGUUCCGAAGGUUUUAAGGUGAAAGAACCUGAUUUAAUUGCUGACCUGGGUAGGAAAACAAAGAUGGAAGAAGCAAACUACAGAGAUAGAUGUGAUUCAGGUGUAGGAUCGUCAUUAACAAGGACUUCCAUACUUCUUUCAAAGAAAAUUGACAAUGAAUCUCAUUUUCCGGCACUAUUAUCCGCUAAUUCCCCAUCUAUUUCUGUGGAUAUCAACAGUCUGUCUUGCAUACAACUAAUGAAACUACGUAAACUUUCUCUUCUCAAAUUGACAACAUUUAUGGAAAAACAUUCACCGUCUAGCAAAACUGGUUGGAGUUGGAGGGUUCCCAACUUUAUUCGACGAAUACGGAGUCCGGAUUACAAGGGUAAUUUGAACAUCACAUAUUACCAUUCCAGACAUCCUUGUCUUUCGAAUUAA
This is a messenger RNA of Limulus polyphemus (Atlantic horseshoe crab), 3361 nucleotides long. Its product is annotated as rho GTPase-activating protein 7-like. The record is from RefSeq and is a predicted model, not a curated record. The transcript has 10 exons. Lineage: Eukaryota; Metazoa; Arthropoda; Merostomata; Xiphosura; Limulidae. Bases 122 to 3361 code for a protein of 1079 amino acids. Gene Ontology annotation, molecular function: GTPase activator activity. Gene Ontology annotation, biological process: actin cytoskeleton organization; regulation of Rho protein signal transduction.